AUGUCACUUACCAGGUAUUUGAAGAAAAGGAAAGCAAUUUUAAAAAGCGGAAAUUCUAUAGCUUCUCUUACAGUCGGUAACAAGAAAAAUAGACAAAUUUUCAAUGAUGAACAAGAAGUUAUUUUAGUGAAUUAUCUCAUCAAAUGUUGUCAAAUUUAUCAUGGGUUGACACCAAAAGAUGUUAGAAGAGUGGCACAUGACUGUGCAUGUAAACACAAUAUUCCAAUGCCAAAAUCAUGGCAUGACAACAAAGAAGCUGGUGUGGACUGGCUAAAUGCUUUUUUAAAACGUAAUGGGAAAAAAAUAUCAAUAUGUCCAGAAGCAACAAGUUUAAGCAGAGCAACUUCAUUUAAUAAAACAAAUGUAAACAAUUUUUUCUUGAAGUUAGCAGAGGUAAUGGAUAAACACAAGUUUCCUCCUUUUUGCAUCUGGAAUGUUGAUGAAGUAGGUGUAACAACUGUCCAAAAACCAAGAAAAGUUUUAGCUCUAAAAGGCUCAAAACAAGUUGGCUCCGUAACAUUAGCUGAAAGAGGAACGCUUGUUACAGUUUGUGUAGCAGCAAAUGCUGUCGCAAACUCAGUUCCUUGCAUGUUUGUCUUUCCGCGGAUUAAAUAUAGAGACUACUUUGUUCGUGAUGGGCCUCCAGGAUGCAUAGGUGCUGGAAAUUCGUCUGGCUGGAUGACAGGAACGGAAUUUAAUAUUUUCAUAGAACAUUUUAUAUAUCACGUAAAGCCGUCUCCUUCUGAUCCAGUGCUUCUAUUACUUGACAAUCACGUUUCACACUUGGACAUUGAAGUAAUAGAAAAAGCAAAGAAUAACAAUGUGAUAUUGUUGUCUUUUCUGCUUCAUUGUUCCCACAAGCUCCAGCCAAUGGAUGUUGGUGUUUACGGACCUUUUAAAAAUUAUUGUGCUAGUCAACAAGAUGCUUGGUUAAGAAACAAUCCUGGAAAAACGAUGACUGUGCAUGAUAUUCUAUUCAUAGUUAAAAACGCUUUGCCUCAGGCAUUGAAUCCAAAUAAUAUUAUUAAUGGAUUUAAAAAAACCGGCAUUUCACCAUAUAACAAACAUAUUUUUCAAGAAACUGACUUCCUGCCUGCAUUUGUCACCGAUAGACCACUUAAUGAACAAGAAAAUCUACAAAGUGUUCAGAAUAAUGAUAUUAGUAUCAAUUACCCGACCAAAGACACUUCUGAAUCAGGAAAUCAAUUACCAGAAAAUGGAAAUUCUGUUUAUGACAAUCCAGUUCCAGGUCCUAGCGGUUUGAAUACAAAUUCAAAUCAGAUUCAAAUAUUUUCGCCAGAGACAAUCAGGCCGUUACCAAAAGCAGCUCCCAGAACAAAGAAGAUUACACGUAAGACUCGUAAAUCAGCAAUAUUAACAGAUACGCCUGAAAAGAAUGCGUUAGCCGAAGAACAGAAAAAUAAAAAUAAAAAAAAUGAAAAAAACCUGCCAAAGAUAAAGGAAAAAAGAAAUCAAUUAAAAGAAAAAUUUUGCAAGACUCUGAAGAUGAAUAUAAUAAAGAAGAAUAUUUUUGUCUGA
Pseudomyrmex gracilis is the source of this 1539-nucleotide messenger RNA. RefSeq lists its product as uncharacterized. Gene Ontology annotation, cellular component: nucleus. The record is from RefSeq and is a predicted model, not a curated record. NCBI's taxonomy places the organism in Eukaryota, Metazoa, Arthropoda, Insecta, Hymenoptera, Formicidae. The transcript has a single exon. Bases 1 to 1539 code for a protein of 512 amino acids. Gene Ontology annotation, molecular function: DNA binding.